AUGGCCACCACCGAAACUCUCGAUGACGGACGUGUCAAGUCGCGCGUCGCCAACUACACUGCCUUUUGGGACAACGACUCGGCCAAGGAUGGAGAUGCUCACAAGGACAACCGUCUCGAAAACUACAAGGACGUCAUCAACGGCUACUAUGACGGAGCUACUGAGCUCUACGAGUAUGGCUGGGCCCAAAGCUUCCACUUUUCCCGCUUCUACAGGGGCGAAGCUUUUUUGCAAUCGCUGGCCCGUCAUGAGCACUACCUUGCUUCCAUGAUGAACCUCAAGCCCGGUAUGCGUGUCCUCGAUGUCGGAUGUGGUGUCGGUGGUCCAGCACGCGAGAUUGCUCGUUUUGCCGACGUUAACAUCACCGGUCUCAACAACAACGACUUCCAGAUCGGGCGUGCUCGUAAAUACACUGAGAAGGCUGGGUUGUCGGACCAAGUCCAGUUUGUCAAGGGCGACUUUAUGAAGCUCAGUGAGCAAUUUGGAGAAAACACCUUCGAUGCAGUUUAUGCCAUCGAGGCCACGGUACAUGCUCCCACUUGGGAAGGUGUAUAUGGUGAAAUCAAAAAGGUCCUCAAGCCCGGAGGAAUCUUCGGUGUCUAUGAGUGGUGCAUGACUGACGCCUGGGAUCCCUCUAACCCUGAGCACAAGGACAUCGCCCACGGUAUUGAAGUUGGCGAUGGAAUUCCUGAAAUGCGCACAAUUAAGCAAGCCCGUGAAGCUCUCAAGACCGUUGGCUUCGAGAUCCUCCACGAAGAAGAUUUGGCAGACCGUCCUGACCCUAUCCCCUGGUACUACCCUCUCGAGGGUGACAUUUGGAAGGCUCAGACUGCCUGGGACUAUAUUACCGUUUGGCGCAUGUCGUGGAGCGGGAAGAUUGUUACCCAGACUACAGUGAGGGUGCUCGAAGCCUUCGGGCUUGUACCUAAGGGCACCUUUGAUGUCGGUGAGGCUCUGAAGAAGGCCGCCGAUGCCCUGGUCCGUGGUGGACAGCAAAAACUCUUUACUCCCAUGUAUCUUGUGGUUAGCCGCAAGCCAGAGUAA
Molecule: messenger RNA, 1044 nt
Organism: Rhizoctonia solani
Lineage: Eukaryota; Fungi; Basidiomycota; Agaricomycetes; Cantharellales; Ceratobasidiaceae
Product: delta-sterol C-methyltransferase
Exons: 5
Coding region: 1-1044 (347 amino acids)
Biological process (GO): ergosterol biosynthetic process
Cellular component (GO): endoplasmic reticulum
Molecular function (GO): sterol 24-C-methyltransferase activity
Source: RefSeq, a predicted model, not a curated record